UUUAAUCAUUUUGUAAUGAGUUUCAUUACUUAUAUUCUACUUGUCUUUUUUCUUAUAGUUUCCAAUUCCAUAGCUGGUGAUGAUACAUCAUGCAUUACUCAAUCUCAAUCUAUUAGUGAUGGAAAGACCAUUGUUUCCCCAAAAGGAUUAUUUGAGCUUGGUUUUUUCAGUAUCAAAAAUCCCAACAAACGAUACCUCGGAAUUCGAUUCAAGAAUAUUUCAUCUCAAAAUGUUGUUUGGGUUGCAAAUGGUGGCCAACCAAUCAACGACUCUUCUGCCAUUUUGAAACUAAACAGUUCUGGCAGUUUGGUUCUUAGUGCUCACAACAACAUUGUUUGGUUCACAAAUUCUUCCACAAAAGCACAGAAACCAGUUGCACAACUCUUGGAUACUGGCAAUCUUGUCAUAAGAGAUAAAGUUGGUGAAACCUAUCUGUGGCAAAGCUUUGACUACCCAUCUAAUACAUUAUUGUCAGGUAUGAAAUUGGGAUGGGACCUCAAAAGAAAUCUGAGUAGGCGUCUGAUAGCAUGGCAGAGUGAUGAUGAUCCAACCCCAGGAAACUUUUCAUGGGGUGUUGUAUUGAAUCCAUAUCCAGAUAUCUAUAUGAUGAAGGGAAGAGAUAAGUACCAUAGACUUGGACCAUGGAAUGGCUUGCGUUUUAGUGGUAUGCCAGAGAUGAAGCCUAAUCCUGUUUUCAAUUACAACUUUGUCUCCAAUAAAGAAGAGGUUUAUUACACAUGGAGCUACAAUGAUAGUUCUCUAAUAUCAAAAGUUGUACUUAACCAAACAAGCAACGGACGUCCUCGCUAUGCAUGGUCAAAAGAGGACGAAUUAUGGAUGCUUCAUUCAAGAAUGCCAGGAGACUAUUGUGACUAUUAUGGUUUAUGUGGAGUCAAUGGAUAUUGCAGCAGUACUAAUUCACCAGUAUGUGAAUGUUUAAAAGGGUUCAAGCCAAAGUUUCCUGAAAAAUGGAAGUCAAUGGACUGGCGCGAAGGAUGUGAAAGGAAUCAUUCAUUGAACUGCAUCAAUGAUGGAUUUGUCUCAGUUGCAAACUUGAAAGUUCCAGAUACUACAAAUACUUCAGUGGAUGAGAGUAUUGGUCUAGAACAAUGCAGAGACAAAUGCUUGAAAAAUUGUUCAUGCAUGGCUUAUACAAAUACAAAUAUAAGUGGAGCAGGCAGUGGCUGUGUUAUGUGGUUAGGUGAUCUAAUGGAUAUUAAACUUUUCCCAGUUGGUGGGCAAGUUCUAUACAUCAGGAUGCCUGCUUCUGAAUUAGAUGAGGAUGGACACAAGAAGAACUGGAGAAAAAUAGUUGUAAUUUCUGUCUCUGCAGCUUUGGGAAUGCUUUUACUUGCUAUUUAUUUUUUCUACAGAUUCUGGAGGACCAUUACUGGGAAGUCAAAGACAGAAGAUAACUAUGAAAGACACGUGGACGAUCUGGAUCUUCCCUUGCUUAAUUUGUCAACAGUUAUUACUGCAACUGACAACUUCUUAGAGAAGAACAAAAUUGGAGAAGGUGGUUUUGGACCUGUUUAUCGGGGAAAAUUAGGGAGUGGACUAGAAAUUGCUGUGAAGAGACUUUCACAGAGCUCAAGACAAGGGGUGAAAGAGUUCAUAAAUGAAGUAAAACUUAUUGCAAAUGUUCAACACCGAAAUCUUGUAAAGCUUAUUGGUUGUUGCAUUCAGAGACAAGAAAAAAUGCUAGUUUAUGAAUACAUGGCUAAUGGUAGCCUAGACUACUUCAUUUUUGAACGUACCAAUGGCCAAUUACUAGAUUGGCCAAAGCGUUUCCACAUAAUUUGUGGAAUUGCUAGGGGGCUUAUGUAUCUUCAUCAAGACUCUAGAUUAAGGAUUGUCCAUAGAGAUCUCAAAACAAGUAAUGUUUUACUAGAUGAUACUUUGAAUCCAAAAAUAUCAGAUUUUGGAAUGGCUAGAAUUUUUGGAGGAGACCAAAUUGAAGGAAACACAAAUAGAAUUGUUGGGACAUAUGGAUACAUGGCACCAGAAUAUGCCAUUGAUGGACAAUUUUCUGUGAAAUCCGACGUUUUCAGCUUUGGUAUUUUACUCUUAGAGAUUAUAUGCGGGAAGAAGAAUAGAGUGCGUAAUCGUACAAAGCAAACCCUUAACCUUGUUGCUUAUGCAUGGACUUUCUGGAAACAUGAAAGAGAAUUACAAAUAAUUGACUCAAACAUAGAGGAUUCAUGCGUUGUAUCUGAAGUGUCACGUUGCAUCCAUGUUGGACUGUUAUGCGUGCAACAAUACCCAGAGGAUAGGCCUACCAUGGCUGAUGUGAUUUUAAUGUUAGGGAGUGAGAUGACAUUGGAUGAGCCUAAAGAGCCAGGUUUUAUUACAAGGAAGGAAUCUAUUGAAGCAAAUUCAAGCUCAAGUGGGAAAGAUAUUAGUUCAAACUAUGCAAUGAGCAUAACCUCUUUAAGUGUUCGGAUUAUCUUACACUUAGCUAAAUCCAAUCUUCAAUAUCCAAAUAUAUACAAGUAUCAUGCGAUGGACAUUCUUUCUUUUUUUAUUAUAAUUGCUUACACAAUUGUCCCCAUUAUAGCAACUAGUUCCAUAAGUGUUUCUCAGUCUAUAAGUGAUGGUGAAACCUUAGUUUCAAAAGGUGGACAAUUUGAACUGGGUUUCUUCAGUCCAGGCACUUCUGAAAAACGUUACCUUGGGAUUUGGUACAAGCAGAUGCCAAUACAAAAGGUUGUUUGGGUUGCAAAUAGGGUCAACCCCAUCAACAAUACUUUAGGAAUCUUAACACUGAGAACCUCAGGUAAUCUCAUGCUCCACCAAAAUGAAACUGUUAUUUGGAACACAACAUCAGAUAAACAAGCACAGAAACCAAUUGCAGAGCUCUUGGACAGUGGCAAUCUUGUUAUAAGGAACGAAGGAGAAACAGCAGGAACCUACUUGUGGCAAAGCUUUGACUAUCCCUGUGAUACAAUUUUGCCUGGAAUGAAAUUGGGAUGGGACCUCAGAAAUGAUUUUGAAAGGAGAAUAACUUCUUGGAAGAGUGUUGAUGAUCCAUCUCCUGGAGAUCUUUCAUGGGGUCUGGUUCUUCAUAAUUAUCCAGAGUUUUAUUUGAUGAAUGGAACAGAGAAAUACUGUCGGAUCGGACCAUGGAAUGGACUUCAAUUUAGUGGUUUGUCGGAUCGAAAACAAAAUUCUAUAUAUGAUUUCAAGUAUGUUGCUAAUAAUGAUUUCAAUUAUGUGUCUAAUAAGGAUGAGAUGUUUUACUCCUUUACCCUCAAGAAUCCUUCUGCCUUUGUUAGUGCUAUUAUAUACCAAACCAAUUUUUCUAUCUCUGUGUGGGAAGAAGAUGAUUCAAAUUGGGUGCUUACUGAAAGUACCCCAAAUAACUUCUGUGAAUUGUAUGGGGCUUGUGGACCCUAUGCAAGUUGCUCAACCACAAAUUCACCAGCUUGCGAAUGUUUACAUGGGUUCGUUCCAAAGUCAACGCAACAAUGGGACUCAUCUGACUGGAGUGAUGGGUGUGUCCGUAGUAUAACAUUAAGUUGCAACAGCCCUCAAGUGAAUAAGGAUGUGGAUGAUGAGUUGAUCAGAUAUAUAGGUCUCAAAGUACCAGAUACUACACAUACUUUGUUGUACGAGAAUGUUGAUUUAGGGUUAUGCAGAACCAUGUGCUUGAAUAAUUGCUCUUGUACAGCUUAUACUAAUUCAGACAUAAGUGGAAAGGGAAGUGGCUGUGUCAUGUGGUUCGGCAAUCUAAUCGACAUAAGACAGUUUCCCACUGGCGGCCAAGAUCUCUAUAUCCGUAUAGCUCGGGUAAUAGAUGAAGAGGCUUCACAUGGGCGCAACAAAAGCGUGAUAAUCAUAGCUGCUACCACUGCUGCUGCAAUUUCUGGGGUGCUUUUACUUUGCAUUUAUGUCAUUUAUAGAGUUCGAAGGAGAAUUGCAGAUAAGUCAAAGACAGAAGAUAACAUUGAAAGGCAUCUAGAGGAUCUGGAAUUACCAUUAUUCGAUCUGCAAACAAUUGCUAGUGCUACUAACAAUUUCUCAUUAAAUAAUAAGAUUGGACAAGGUGGUUUUGGAUCUGUAUAUAAGGGAAAAUUAGCGGAUGGGCAAGAAAUUGCUGUUAAGAGACUUUCACGCAACUCUGGACAAGGAAUCACCGAGUUCUUGACAGAAGUAAAACUGAUUGCAAAACUUCAACACAGAAAUCUGGUUAAGCUUCUCGGUUGUUGUGUUGGAGGACAAGAAAAAUUGCUAGUAUACGAAUACAUGGCUAAUGGUAGCCUUGACUCAUUUAUUUUUGAUCAAAUAAAAGGUAAAUUACUAGAAUGGCCCCUACGCUUUCAAAUAAUAUUUGGAGUUGCGAGGGGACUUGUGUAUCUUCAUCAAGACUCUCGAUUAAGGAUUAUUCAUAGAGACCUGAAAGCAAGUAAUGUAUUGUUGGAUGACAAGUUAAAUCCAAAAAUAUCAGAUUUUGGAAUGGCUAGAUCUUUUGGAGGAGAUCAGAUUGAAGGAAAUACUAACAGAGUAGUUGGAACUUAUGGAUACAUGGCACCAGAGUAUGCCGUUGAUGGACUAUUUUCAAUCAAAUCAGACGUUUUCAGCUUUGGAGUUUUACUAUUAGAAAUUAUAUGUGGGAACAAAAAUAGAUCGCUUUGUCAUGAAAACGAGACACUUAACCUUGUUGGAUAUGCAUGGACACUUUGGAAAGAGGGAAAGGCAUUAGAGUUGAUUGAAAUAAAAAUAAAAGAAUCAUGUGUUGUUUCAGAGGUAUUGCGAUGCAUCCAUGUGAGUCUAUUGUGUGUGCAACAGUACCCGGAGGAUAGACCUACAAUGACAUCUGUAGUUCAAAUGUUAGGUAGUGAGAUGGAAUUGGUUGAGGCUAAAAAGCCAGGUUUCUUUCGAAGGGAAGUUUCUGAUGAAGGAAAUCUAUGUUCGUCAAAUCAAAAUGAAAUCAGUUCAAAUGAAGAAUUAACCAUUACAUCGCUAAAUGGCCGAUGAUAUUGAUAAAUAUUAUUCAGUAUAUAAAGCAAUUUUGAACGGAUAGUGCAUUACCUUGCUCCAGAAUCAGAACCACGCCGUGCGCCACCGUCGAGACACUGUUGGUCAGACCCUCGCACCACCAUCUAUUUCUCCACCUUGCUUGACUUGGGGUUGAUUUCAGUUAGGUUUAUCGUUAUUAUAGUUACUAUUAUAAUUACAGUUACUAUUUGAUUUAGAGCAUAUUCGACUAGUAAUUUCAAAAGCUUGACUGUUGCUUACUUUAAAAAGAAGCUUGAGUUAGUUGAGCGUUGCUCUUAAGUGAAUGGAAGUCCCAAAAAAAUAAAAUAAUAAAGCGAGCUUAUGCUGCUCUUUUGUUAAAUCCCAAAACAUUAAUUUAUUGGUCAUCUAAUCCUCCAUUUUUUAUUA
Messenger RNA from Cicer arietinum (chickpea), 5385 nucleotides. The record is from RefSeq and is a predicted model, not a curated record. Lineage: Eukaryota; Viridiplantae; Streptophyta; Magnoliopsida; Fabales; Fabaceae.